Gilbertella persicaria is the source of this 1618-nucleotide messenger RNA. RefSeq names its product glutamate decarboxylase. The record is from RefSeq and is a predicted model, not a curated record. Lineage: Eukaryota; Fungi; Mucoromycota; Mucoromycetes; Mucorales; Choanephoraceae. Gene Ontology annotation, biological process: L-glutamate catabolic process. The transcript has 9 exons. The coding region runs from base 7 to 1566 and encodes 519 amino acids. Gene Ontology annotation, molecular function: pyridoxal phosphate binding; glutamate decarboxylase activity. Gene Ontology annotation, cellular component: cytosol.
AUUACAAUGGUCUUCCUCUCUAACGCUAUUUCAAAUGCCCGUCUCCAAGAAACCAACAACAAGGGUGAACUUCAUCACGAAUCUGUAGGUACCACUGUGUAUGGUACUCGAUGGGCUUCUCAAGAUAUCCCUAGAUUUGAAAUGCCUGAGGAGGAAAUGCCAUCCAAUGUUGCAUACCGUUUGAUCAAGGAUGAUUUAGCACUUGACGGCAACCCAGCUCUUAACCUCGCUACUUUUGUUACUACUUAUAUGGAAGAUGAAGCUGAAAAAUUGAUGGCUGAAAACCUUUCCAAGAAUUUUAUUGACUACGAGGAAUACCCUCAAAGUGUCGAGCUUUGUAACCGUUGUGUUAACAUGCUUGCUCGUCUUUACCAUGCUCCCAUGCACAGUGCUGAUGAAGAAUCGCUUGGCUGUUCUACUGUUGGAUCUUCUGAAGCUAUCAUCUUGGCUACUUUGGCCAUGAAGCGUCGUUGGCAAGAUGCUCGUAAAGCCAAGGGCCUGCCUAUCGAUAAGCCCAAUUUGGUCUUGGGUGCCAACUGUCAAGUCGCUUGGCACAAGGCCACUCGCUAUCUUGAAAUUGAAUCUCGAGAGGUUGAAUGUACUGAAGAGUGUCUCUACAUGGAUCCUCACAAGGCUGCUGAACUUGUGGAUGAAAACACUAUUGGUGUCUGUGCUAUUUUGGGUUCUACUUACACGGGUCAUUAUGAAGAUGUUCAGACACUCAAUACCUUAUUGGAGGCCAAAAACAAAGCCAAUGGAUGGGAUGUCAACAUCCAUGUGGACGCUGCAUCUGGUGGUAUGGUAGCUCCCUUUGUCAAUCCUGAUCUUGUUUGGGAUUUCAGAUUAAAUCGCGUUGUCUCCAUCAAUGUAUCUGGUCACAAGUAUGGUUUGACUUAUGCUGGCAUUGGUUUUGCUAUUUGGCGUAGUAAGGAAUACUUGCCUGAAUCCUUGAUCUUCAACAUCAACUAUCUUGGUAGUGAUCAAGCUUCUUUCACUCUCAACUUUAGUAAAGGUGCUGCUCAUAUCAUUGCACAAUACUAUAUUCUCAUUCGCUUGGGUCAAAGUGGUUUCAAGAAAAUCAUGGGUAACUUGACUGACACCGCUGACCAUUUAUCAGAAAGACUUUUGUCAACUGGUCGCUUUGAGAUCCUAAGUGAAACCAAUGGUCGUGGCUUGCCUCUUGUGGCUUUCCGUCUCAAGGGAGAACAGCACUAUGAUGAAUUUGAUCUGUCUACCAAAUUACGUGAACGUGGCUGGAUUGUUCCUGCUUACACAAUGGCCCCCAAGGUAGAACAUAUCAAGCUGCUCCGUGUUGUUAUUCGUGAAGACUUCUCUCGUUCUCGUUGUGAAAUUUUGGUCAAAGAUAUUGUGGCUGCUCUUCAUUUCUUGGACCACACAGAUCGAGAAGUUAUUAAUAACAAACGUAAACAUCAUCAAAAGCAUUCCCACAGCUCUCUUUAUGCUUCCAAUUCUAACAAGGCUGGAGUCAAGGCUUCCAAGAAAGCUGAACAUGAAGCCAAUGAAAAGACCGAAGAUAACAAGAAACCAGUUCAAGGCAUUUGUUAAUUUUAUUUAUUUUGUUUAAUAAACAAAAAAAAAAAAGUGCUUUAUAUACAAA